This is a messenger RNA of Closterium sp. Yama58-4, 1365 nucleotides long. NCBI's taxonomy places the organism in Eukaryota, Viridiplantae, Streptophyta, Zygnematophyceae, Desmidiales, Closteriaceae. The record is from the annotation of a GenBank genome assembly.
AUGCAGCAGCGUGCGACGAUGUUUUCCCGUCGCACGUGCGACCUUCCACGCGGACGACAGUCGCUGACUGCUAUACGACCCACGUUCCCCGGCGCCGCCUCUCCAGUGCCACCUGCCUUACGCUCCUACCCAGCUCUCGUGUCGGGAACGAGCGCCGUUCUGGAAACUUGGAAACAGCUUACCUUUCAACCACCCUGCUCUUCACUCGGGAGAUUGUUCUGCUUGCGUUCACUCUUCCUUGUCGCAUGCCUGGCGUCGCACGCGUCGUCAGCUGUCGCCGCGCGACCGACCUUGGUUCCCAUCCGUAUCGACUGUGGAAGCACAGUCGGCACAACUAUAAACGGGAUCCAAUGGCAAGCAGACCAAUACUUCGAUAUAAGCACAUCUGGUAACCAGCGCACGGACCCCGCCGACAACCGUAACGGGUUACCAGUUUCGCUCGCCCAGAACGUCGCCCUGGGCAACCUUUUAUCCUCGGUAGAAGCAUCUCUGCGUUAUUUCCCAACGCUUGGGGGCUGCUACAGGGUUCCUGUGUUUCCCGGGCGAUACUUAGUGCGAGUAGGGUUUGCAUAUUAUGAUUAUGACAACCAAAGCGCGCCGCCGUUUUUCUUAGUUAAACUGCAGAAUACUGUAGUGGAAGCAGUUGAUAUGGGUGUAGUGGAGCAGAGGCUUGUAUCAGGAGCGUACUAUUCUGACUAUAUGGCGUAUGCCCCCCCUGGGGGAGGGGCAACCCCAGUGGGGGGUACAGACGAGCAAGGGGGAAGCAGAGGCGGAAAUGGGAUGCCAGUAGGAGGGGCGACAGGGGGAGGAGGGGCAGGAGCAGGAGGAGGAGCAGGAGCAGGAGCAGGAGCAGGAGGAGCAGGAGCAGUGGGCUCAGGCGGAAAGGGACAGAAAAUGGGGAAAGAGGGAAAUUUCUCCCAGGGAGCAGCAGGGGGCAGCAACGGAACAGAAAGGAGCAGUAGCAGCAAUGGAACCAUUUCCAUCUGUUUCCUCACACAAAACCCAUCACAUGCCCCUCCUAUCAUCAACUCCCUAGAGAUUCUCCCCGUUCACUCAGAAGCUUACGACUCUGCCACCCUCGGCCCAGAUAUUAUCCUCUCGUCUUAUCUCCGGAUCAACAUGGGCGGCGGGCAGGUUGGGCCUGAGCCUCAGGACCCGGGUGUAUUUUCCAUUCGAGAUUCGAUGCACUGCAUGUGCUUCUUUGUGCCUGCCGCUUGUUUCCGUGUCCCCCUUACAGGAACGCCCAUUUGGUUGAUAGUGGUCAUUGUGGUGGCGAGUGUGCUUGUGGUGCUUCUCGUGAUACUUGCCUGCUGGUGGUGUUUUCGUGGCAAUCAUAGAUUCAAACGCCUAGAAGAUGAGGCUUGA